UCUGGCAACCCUGUUCCUACUACUGUGUAGUGAAGGGAAGAUUAGAGCUCACUGUAAAUCAGUGACAACGGGGUAAUAACAGGGGGUAAUACAUCACUUGGGGGGUAAUUAUAUCGUAGUGCGUUUUUACUAGAGUUUUAUCAUCAUCAAGAGAAGUUUAAUUUGCGUUUUCGCAGCGUUAAAGACAGACUGAAGUGUACAUUGUUGACGAUGGGAAACGCCGCGGCCGCUAAGAAAGGCAACGAGUUGGAGAGCGUGAAAGAGUUCUUAGCCAAAGCCAAAGAAGAUUUCCUAAGAAAAUGGGAAUGUCCACCACAGAGCACAACUUGUCUAGAUGACUUUGACAGACUGAAGACACUGGGCACUGGCAGUUUCGGGAGAGUUAUGCUGGUGAAACAUAAAGGAACAGAGCAGUUCUACGCCAUGAAGAUCUUGGACAAACAGAAGGUGGUGAAAUUGAAGCAAAUAGAACACACACUGAACGAGAAGAGAAUAUUACAGGCCGUAUCGUUCCCCUUCCUCGUCAGACUCGAAUACGCCUUCAAGGAUAACUCUAACCUGUAUAUGGUGAUGGAGUACGUACCGGGCGGUGAGAUGUUCUCACAUCUACGAAGAAUCGGGAGGUUCAGUGAACCACAUGCACGGUUUUAUGCAGCACAGAUAGUCCUCACCUUUGAGUACCUCCACUCACUAGACCUCAUCUACAGAGACCUGAAGCCUGAAAACCUUCUCAUCGAUCAGCACGGCUAUAUACAGGUCACUGACUUCGGUUUUGCGAAACGAGUAAAGGGUCGAACCUGGACGUUGUGUGGGACCCCGGAGUACCUGGCGCCAGAGAUCAUCCUCAGCAAGGGCUACAACAAAGCAGUGGACUGGUGGGCUCUGGGCGUGCUCAUAUAUGAAAUGGCUGCAGGUUACCCGCCGUUCUUCGCUGACCAGCCCAUUCAAAUCUACGAGAAGAUCGUGUCUGGAAAGGUACGAUUCCCGUCUCACUUCAGCUCGGAUCUGAAGGACCUGCUAAGGAAUCUGCUUCAGGUCGACCUGACCAAGCGGUACGGCAACCUCAAGAACGGCGUCAACGACAUCAAAAACCACAAAUGGUUUGCUACGACGGAUUGGAUCGCCAUCUAUGAGAGAAAGGUGGAGGCUCCGUUUAUUCCGAAAUGCCGAGGCCCGGGAGAUACGAGCAACUUCGACGACUACGAAGAGGAGGACAUCCGUGUGUCCGUUACAGAAAAAUGUGCAAAGGAGUUUGCCGAGUUUUAGCCAUGGACACAUCAGAGCUAUACGUAUACAUAUAUACGUAUAUGUAUUUAUCUAUAUAAAUAUAUAUAUAUAUAUGAGUGUGUGUGACUGCGCAUGAAUGCGUGUGCGAGCGUGUGUAUAACCACACAGCAAAUGAAGUAAGAGGAUCUUUGCACUCUAAAGACACGGGGACGGAGCGGAGACCACAUCACGUCAGAGUUUCUGCGUAGCUCCUUCAUUCCGUCUGGUUCUUCAUCAAGAGGCCAACAAAAUGCCCUCGAGCUUUACACGUUACAUCAGACGCUCCACUCACUCACUCACUCACUCUCAUAUCCCUCUUUAUUAGCUUUUUUUUUUUUUUUUAAUUAUUAUUAUUUCAUUUUAUAAAUGUCUUGGAUGUUGUUUUAAAGCUGAAAAGGUUGUCAGAUGUUUUCAGGACUAGGACUUUAAAACACCGACACACACCGAGCACCAGUUUAUCCUCUGACUCCAGCCCUUCUGCUGUCCUACACGGUCAGGUGUGGCGUAAUAUAGCAGAAUAACAGAAACCAGGGGGUCUCAUAUGAACAUGGGGUUUUAUAGAUGCGUAUUUUACAACGGCUGACGUAUAGACAUCCAGCCACGAUUGCAGCAGCAAGCCAAUGAUUUCUUCAGUUCCUUUCUCAAACCUUUAGUACUGACCUUGAGUUCACAGCAACAUGAGCUCACAGUGAGUGCGGACUAAUUGUCCCAUUCAGACACUGACCCAAAGUCAUUGCUUUGUUUGUUUACGCAGCACUUUGCUUGCAUGCUGUGGAUCAUUUACUACAUUACUACAUCUACAUGUAUGUAUGUGUGUGUGUGUGUAUAUAUAUGAGAGAGAGAGAGAGAGAGAGAGAGACUUGUUCAGCUGAUGGACUUUUAUCUGUAAAUCUCCUGUUUCUAUGGAAACCUUUGCAUUCUAUGCUUUAUUACGCUUUACUACAUCCUCUGUUGUUAUUAUAAAACUAUGCCUCCGCCCCUCGCUGGGAGUUUGGGUUGUCCAUCUGAGAUCUCAAGAACAUGUGGCGAAACGUUUUUUAGGAUUUUUCUGGAGUCGUCAGCGUGACCCAGUCGAGUUCUUCUUGUUUACUGCGUUUGCAAAGACAUACUCUUUUGACGCAAGUAGAACUGAGUAAGGUUUAAGGAUCUUGUUUAUGAGCUCAGCAGUGAGCAGGCUGGAAUUUAAAUAUCUAACCUUCUGAGCAGUAGCCAAAAGCCUUAACCACCAGACUUUAUCUGGAAGCAUGUUAUGGUUUAGGUGUGUGUAAGCUUCAGGACGCGUCCCGUCCCGUACACUACAAUGUCAGCAACAUUUCUGUGCCUCAGAAGGAACCUAAUGAUACCUGAACUCUUCCAGAUGGAUGGAUGGAUGGAUGACAGCAGAGGGGCUGCAAGUAAUUGUAGUUGUUAUUAAUAAUAAAUAAAUAGUUGAGUUAAGCUGCAUGGUGGGUGAGAGUAAUAAAUUGGUACGUUGCUCAGACUUGAUCUCAGCAGUCACAUGUAGCUAUGAUUUGAAGGAACACGCGUCCUGCGUUUUGUCUGUUACCCGCUGUGUGCAAUUUUCUUUUCCUUCAUUUUGGAGUACCAGCAGCAGUUAUCUUACCUCACACUCAUCCACCGACCACUUUUUCCCCCUCCUCAGAUCCUCAGAUGGUGCUGCUUCUGUCUUGUGCAUUUCGAACCAUUUGGGGAUUAUUAUGAUGUUAUUUUAUUUGAUUUUGAAGAAUACUUCAGCCAGUGUUGCAAGCAUGACCAAAACGUCUGAGCUGUGGGUUUUGAUCCGUCACGACUGAACCCACAGAUCGUCUGUCGUUGAGUCGAGUGUUUCAGCGAUCGUUAGUGCAACCUGCACUUCCAAAAUAUCCUGACUUGCCCUGGCUUAUUUUUUUUAUUAUUAUUAUUAUUAUUUUUUUUUUUGCAUAAUUCUGUAUUAUUUUACAGCUUUGAUGUGUAUUCAUAGUUGGUGAGGAUAUAUCUUAAGAUGCCCUGGUUACAGCUUUCUGAUUUGGCUCAGAACAACUCAAAGUACUGUACAAUUACCUUAAACAAUCUGUAGCAGAUACCGUUUGCUGUGAACGUGGUUUCCUGUGUUUUUGUGGAAACCGACCCUGAGACACUCUUUUUGUUUUGUUUUGUUUGUCCCCCCACCCCCACCCUCCAACACACUACACAUUAUACUCCAGUUUCUGUCCUUUAUACUUUCAUUUGUAUGACUGAAUUUAGAGUUGCAACUCAUAGGGAUGGAUCUUGUUUGCGAUGCUUGAUUUCCAAGGUACAUUCUCACAGACACACCUACGUCAAAAAAUGAUUUGAAAAAGAAAAAAAAAAGAAAACAAACUGGGGUUUGUUAGCCUCAGCUCCUUUGUAUCACAGAAUUCAGUUACUGUUCUGCUCAUAAUGCAUAUAUGCAUUGUUUCUUAUAUAUGUUUUUAUUUAUACACAUUAGAGACGCUAAUAAAUUUUAUUUUUAAAAUUG
Messenger RNA from Tachysurus vachellii, 3742 nucleotides. RefSeq names its product protein kinase, cAMP-dependent, catalytic, beta b (gene prkacbb). Gene Ontology annotation, biological process: peptidyl-serine phosphorylation. Gene Ontology annotation, cellular component: cAMP-dependent protein kinase complex; nucleus. The coding region runs from base 211 to 1266 and encodes 351 amino acids. Gene Ontology annotation, molecular function: ATP binding; cAMP-dependent protein kinase activity. The transcript is spliced from 10 exons. Lineage: Eukaryota; Metazoa; Chordata; Actinopteri; Siluriformes; Bagridae. The record is from RefSeq and is a predicted model, not a curated record.